GGACAGUUGACUCGUGAUCGUCGAAGGAAGUAGACGUCCCAGAAGCAAUGGUCAGUCUACCGUGGGUGUGUCUGAUGCUCUCGGCGGCAGCUGUGUCCCUCCUCCCUGACGUCACGAGAGGUGACAGCAGGAGUCAGGCCAAUCUGCGGCGCCUCCUGCCCCGCCACGCGCCAGGUGUGAACGCCACCAGUUACCAGAGGGAGAGUGGCGGGGGGCGGCGCAUCGAGUUACUCCUCCCGCCUGGCCAGUCCGCGGCGGAGAGAGAGAGGGCGGUGACGACGCAGGGGAAGGCGAAGACGAAGGCGCUGCUGGAUGGACACGUAAUCACCAUCGUCCUGAAACACCGGCUGCCGUACGUGUCCUUGCAGCUGGACGGGCGGAGGGUCUUAGGCUCCUCUGGGAUCUUGAUAGAGUUGCUGCACAGCCUGACGCGUCUCUACAACUUCUCCUACACCAUGAAACUACCUGACGAUGACCAGUGGGGCUCCAUUAACUCAGAGGGAAGAUGGAACGGCAUGGUGGGAGAAGUGCAUCGCUAUGAGAUGGACAUGGCGUUGGGUCCCACGUCCAUCACAGAGGAGCGGGAAAAGGCCAUUGACUUCACCACGCCCUUUGACUUUGAGCCGUGGGACAUCAUGAUUCCUGCUGCCGGGGAGAACGUCGACUUGGCAACCUUUCUCAUGCCCUUCAAUGAUCUGGUGUGGGUGGGGCUACUAGUGUCGUGGGCGCUGGUAGGGGCGUUGACUGUCCUCCUAUCCCACCCCCUCAGUGGAUACCCGAGGGCCAGCACCUAUCCGUAUCGCCACACCCCCCGCCCUGUCUCCCUCCUCCGCUCCCUCCUCGACACCCUCGGCUCCCUCACCUCCCAGAGCGUGAAGCAGCCGCAGACGGAGGCAACACGGAUGCUGGCGGCGUGGUGGUGGGUGUUCAGCGUCAUCACCAUCGCCUCCUACAGCAGCAAGUUGAUUUCCUCCAUCACCGUGCGCUUCAGCAGCCCCGCCAUCACAUCCAUGCUGCAGAUGGUGGAGACGCGCCCCAUGCUGUGGACCUACCAAGCCAAUAGUGCAAUGGAGGAGCUCUUUAAGUACUCAGAGCCCAACAGUAUGUUCGGUAAGGUAGGAGGCCUGCACCUCGAGAGGGAUGGCCUGCUGGUGUUCUCCUUCAAGGGCGGCGUGCAGGCAGUGCUGCAAGAUGGUCUAGCAUACAUCGAGGACGCUUCGCUAUUGGAGAUGGCGAUCGCGAGUGACUUGGCCAUCCACGGGUCCUGCCGCAUGAGUCUAGUGAACGACCACUUCUUCUCCACUCGCUUCGGUAUGAUCCUGCAGAGAGGCUCCCCCUACCGUGACGCCUUCAGCCUGGAGAUCCUGCAGUUCAUAGACACGGGACUGAUGAACGCCUGGAAGAAGCGUUUUUGGCCCGUGGCGAGUCGCUGCGUAAGUGGAACAAAAAAGCAACCAGUCCGUGCCCUCAACCUGCUGGACGCUGCUGGUACCCUCCUCCUAUUGCUCGGGGGCGCUCUCCUCGCCUCCACCCUACUGUUGGGGGAAAUCCUGCUUGGGAGGAUAAUUAGCAGUAACCAGGAUUAAAGCAGAAGUUCUAUAAGACGUGGGAUUUUUACUUAAAGAAAUAAAACUAUUCGCAUUA
Molecule: messenger RNA, 1644 nt
Organism: Portunus trituberculatus (swimming crab)
Lineage: Eukaryota; Metazoa; Arthropoda; Malacostraca; Decapoda; Portunidae
Product: probable glutamate receptor
Exons: 10
Coding region: 48-1586 (512 amino acids)
Cellular component (GO): membrane
Molecular function (GO): glutamate-gated receptor activity
Source: RefSeq, a predicted model, not a curated record